UUUGGAAUCAGCUGAUCGUUGUUUUAGUAAAUCAGCUGUUGUCUUUCUUGAUUUGUUUUGUAGAACUAUGUAAAAAAAUUCGCUUGCCAAUUCAUCUUGAACAAAGUAUUUGCAUAGAAUUGUAUUUUUAGUUGUGUAUAUCAUAGGUAGGCACAUUUCACUUAUAUCAGAAUCAUCAAUUUUCUAACCCUAAUUCAAUUUUGUAUUUUACCACAUUUUAAUCUCUUGUAUGUAGGGUGAACCUGCUGGUUUACGAUCAGUUAGUCGAUGUCUCGACUUUAAAACGUCAUAACUUAAAAAAAUGUUGCAUUAGAAACUAGAUAUUGUGUUUUACGCGUAAAAAAACUAUUCAACUAUUUAAUAAACCUAUCUUCAUAAAUAAUCCUAUUUAUCUGUUAUUUUUAAAUUUAAAAAUAAUCAAAAAGUGUGUUUUGUUUAGUUCACGAUCGUUUUUCGUCAGUUUACGUUCACACAUUUGCGCCUGUUUACGAUCAUUAAAAACCACUGAAAAAGGAACUCUAGGGCAAUGAAUUGAAAGUCGAAAUUGUAUUGUAUUAUUUGUUGAAAAAAAUUUUUUUUUCCGUUUGACAAAAUGAACAUUAUAGGGCAUUAGUGCUGCUUCAGAAUAAGAUAUUUCGCGCAUUUCUGUGCAUUUUAAGUGCAACUAGGGAAUGCAUACAUCGCAGGCUAUAUUUUUUUCCAAAUCUUCUUCAAAAUCACUAAUUAAUUCUUCAGCACAUUCACUGUAUAACAAGGUAUCUUUUUAUUACUAUUAUUUUUUAUAAAAUCUUCUUUUUCUUUUCCUCUGCUUUCUUGUGUCAUAUAAAACUAAUAUUUUUCUAUAGAAAAAAUAAAUUAUCGGUAACAGGCCGUUUCCCGACCACUUGGUUUGUCAUUAGUAAAAAGCAUUUAAUUUUAUGAUUAUUUUUCAUUUUAAGCCGAUCGCCAUCUGAUCUAUAAAGUAAACAUGUUACGAUGGAACAAAGUAAAUAUUAAUAUUCCCGACAACAUCAUGCAAGAUACUACAAAAUCUUAACGAAGAUAAGGCCAAAACCGCCCCCUUACGAUCACCUAAUCGUAAACUGAAGGAAGCUUAGUUUUGUAACGUCUCAUGGCGAUCACCUUAUUUUAUAGUAAAUUAUUAACUUUUUUUAUUAAAUUUCCACGUAAGAAGGAAAUAUAACUCUUUUUCAACACCACACACAUUAAAGUAAAGGUUAAACCGUAUGAAAAACAUGUUUUACUGACGAUUCAAUGUUCACGUCCCACUAUUUUUUUCUUAAGAUUUGGCGGUAAUAUUCACGCAAACGCAUUGGAUAGAUUUCGUCAGCUCACUGAUCGAUAAAUAACAUAUUUGGCUACCGAGACAACUGAUACAAAUGAAAAGGAUAGAUGGAUCAACCCUUUUUAUGCAAAAUUAACACUUCACGCGCGGUAAUACGGUUAUUUUAGAGGUUUUUUGUAAAAGUGAUCGAGAGCGGGUGGUGAUCGGUGAACCGGUCGAUUCACCCUACCUCUCUCUCUGUCUCAUUCUCGUAUGUUCCUAGUUAAUUUAGGGGCUUUGAAGUCGCGAAGUCUGCGGGACAGUAAAAAAAUAUUGAGUAAUUGCCUUGCAAUAUUGAGUAUUCGAUUGUGAUUUUACGACAGGCCGGCUGCUUGAGGUCAACCUUCUGUGAAUAGACACGUUUCACAGUAAAGCAUGUGCAUAUUAUUUAUAUACAACGGCAAUGAGGACGUAGAGAGCGACUACAGACUGAUAAUUGCCACAAAUCGUGAUGAAUUUUAUGAGCGACCAGCUCAGAUUAUGGCUCCUUGGGAAGGACAAGCCGAUGUCCUUGCAGGCAAAGAUGUAAGGGGAGGCGGCACCUGGCUAGCUUUAUCUGCAGUGACCAAAAAAAUCGGAGUGUUGCUCAACCACCCGGUAGCUCCUACGAAGACCGCCGUGAAAAGUCGUGGAAAAAUCGCCAUAGACUAUGUAAAAGGCGGAUUAUCUAUCAGAGAAUUUGUCGACUCUAUGAGGGAAUAUUUCCAGGAGUGUCCUGGAUUUAUUUUCGUUUCUCUAGAUUUUGGUAACGACUAUACAAAAGUUCAUUCAUACACAAAAAAUACUGACAACCUAGAAGAACACAGCGAGAAAUAUCUUGGAUUCGGGAACAGUGCGCCGGCGACGCCUUUUAAGAAGGUCCAGGCGGGGAGACAGAGGAUGCAGGGCGUCUGCCAGAGAUUGAACAAGAUUCACAUGAAGGAACAACUUGUGAACGAACUUAUUGAGCUACUUCGGUGGGAAGAAAAACACUUGCCAGACCAAGUGAUAGAGGGACAACAUCCUGAUAAUUAUAAACACCUAAGCUCCGUAUAUGUUCACGUGCCAAACAUUUACGGUACAAGAACACAUACUCUAGUUUUGAUAACUAAAGAUGGCGGUAUGGACGUCAUAGAAGUAACAUUACGAGCUCCAAUAGACUCUCAAAAGCCUAACUGGGAAAAAACUAAAUUCCGAUUUAAAUUAUGACAAUGUUAACACUAGUCGAAGAAGUUAAUCAUCAUGUACCUAAAAAGAAUCACAAUUCCAAAACAAUGUUGCAAUAAUAAAUAAUUCCGAGUUGAUGAUGUUUAGUUAAAUGUUUUAUGAUCAUAGAUAUAAUGAUUUAUGAUGCAAUCACAAACAUAACUUACGUACAAAUGUCUGUGGAUGCAAUCAAAAUGCAUACUAUUUAAGAAAUUAGAAAUUACUUUGAUCAACCCAUACAAAAAAUAAGAAUGUGAUUAAAUUUUUUUGCAUAAAAAACAAUACUUUUUUAUAUAACAAUGUUGUUUAUUCAAUGUCUAGUCUUGUUACAUAAUCUAAAUAAAUGAAGAGUAACAAUUGC
Molecule: messenger RNA, 2870 nt
Organism: Plodia interpunctella (Indianmeal moth)
Lineage: Eukaryota; Metazoa; Arthropoda; Insecta; Lepidoptera; Pyralidae
Gene: Tango2
Product: Transport and Golgi organization 2
Exons: 7
Coding region: 1700-2512 (270 amino acids)
Biological process (GO): protein secretion; Golgi organization
Cellular component (GO): Golgi apparatus
Source: RefSeq, a predicted model, not a curated record